AUGACACCAAUUUGUGGGAAUGUAUCUGGCGACGGUUAUGAUCACACUGAUCCUAUGCUAGCUGCACGAAGUUACGAGGAAUUGUUGAUUUCUGCAUCCAAGGCACCAGGUGAAGCAUACGAAAAUACAAUAAAAUCAGCAUCCUCGCCUGACUUAUCCAAGCGCCGAGACAACCUCUCAUCCAGUUUUACAUAUGUUUCAGUUGAACAUGCUCAAGGGUCACAGGCACACGACGCAAUAAAUGCUAGGGCAGUUAAUGACAAUGUGGAGAACACUGACAUCGCCGCGAAUACAAUGGUUUCAUACUCAUACACCUCGGAUGCCCCUAGAAAAUAUUCGGUACAGAAUUUGGACACUAUGCGACCAGAAGGAACGCCGAGUGGUUCAUUUCGUAAGAGUGACUCAACGGCACGAAGCAGCGCAUACAUGUCGCGCCCAGCGGCUACUUCCUGUAAUGACACUCAAAUUCCUUUCUCAUACGAACCUACUGCAUAUGCCAGCCACUCAGGUGUAGAGUAUGACUCAGGAUCUCAGGGAGAUGUGUCAUUUGCCGCAUUUGAACGCCGCGAUGUGGAGAACGAUCUUACGUUGCCUAUCGCAAAUAUCGGUCGCGUCAUGAAAAGUGUAUUACCCGCGACAGCCAAGAUAGCCAAACAAGCAAAAGAUGUAAUAAGGGACUGUGUCAUAGAGUUUAUCCUUUUUGUUUCGUCUGAGGCGAGUGACAUUUGCACCCAUGAGCGGCGCAAAACGCUCAGUGCUGAUGAUAUUUUGGUGGCAAUGAGCUCGUUGGGUUUUGGCCAUUAUAAUGAUGCACUGCGCUGUUAUCAGGCAAAGAUUAAGGAGAGAGAGCCUGCCACGAUGUUUGAUUUUUAG
Babesia bigemina is the source of this 873-nucleotide messenger RNA. RefSeq names its product histone-like transcription factor domain containing protein, putative. The record is from RefSeq and is a predicted model, not a curated record. Gene Ontology annotation, cellular component: CCAAT-binding factor complex. Gene Ontology annotation, molecular function: DNA-binding transcription activator activity, RNA polymerase II-specific; protein heterodimerization activity; RNA polymerase II cis-regulatory region sequence-specific DNA binding. Gene Ontology annotation, biological process: regulation of transcription by RNA polymerase II. Lineage: Eukaryota; Apicomplexa; Aconoidasida; Piroplasmida; Babesiidae. The transcript is spliced from 2 exons. Bases 1 to 873 code for a protein of 290 amino acids.